This is a messenger RNA of Mya arenaria, 2983 nucleotides long. RefSeq lists its product as uncharacterized. Gene Ontology annotation, molecular function: ubiquitin-protein transferase activity; protein binding. Gene Ontology annotation, cellular component: chromatin; nucleoplasm. Gene Ontology annotation, biological process: positive regulation of DNA-templated transcription. NCBI's taxonomy places the organism in Eukaryota, Metazoa, Mollusca, Bivalvia, Myida, Myidae. The transcript has 2 exons. The coding region runs from base 1 to 1794 and encodes 597 amino acids. The record is from RefSeq and is a predicted model, not a curated record.
AUGGCAACUGGAGGGACAUCCAUUUACAAAGGAUCUGACCUGAUUUAUGACUUCAGUUGUUCCAAGUGUGAGGAAAAUGACUUUAACACUGAGGCCCAGCACUUCUGUCUAGAUUGUGAACACCAUCUGUGUGACAAGUGUGUGGGGCUACAUAAUGGCUACCAUACGAAGCACACUGUAUAUGGGCGUGGUGAUGUUGAGCAGUGGAUGAGGUCAUCAAUUGACAGAUGUGACCAACAUGGCAAAGAGCUGGAGGUCCACUGUGAUGAUCACCAGGAACUUUGCUGCAGUGUCUGUGUUGCACUCAACCACAGGAUGUGCAACAGCAUCAGUCACCUCCCUGACCUUGCGAAAGGCUUCCACAAGAAGGCCGAUUUCCAGCAGCUGUCAGCAACGGUGGACAAGAUGAGGAGCAGGCUGGAUGAGCUCAAGAACGCAGGGACAAAAUUCCAGGCUGAACUUAAGGACUCGUAUAAAAAGAUUGUAGCUGAAAUCAAGGCUCUUCGGAAGGAAAUAGAUUCUAUUCUUAAUCAGCUUGAAAAUGCAACAAUAGAACAAGUAGAAAACAUGAUUUGUGAUUUGGAAAACGAUGUCAAAGACGAUGUUGAAAAAUGUUUGAAGAUAAAUAUUCAACUGAAACAUCUGAUGGAAAAAAUCAAUCAGUUGUUCGGAAAACGUAAGGAUACAAAUUCCUACAUUGGAUACAAUAAAUGUACUGUUAAAUUAACCCAGGCCGAAAAUCUGAUUGGUGAAAUACAGAAAAGACCGAAGAAAGAGAUACAGUUUGUAUCGGACAAAACCAUUGAGUCGUUCCUCGAAAGUCUGAAAUCAUUGGGGUUGAUUGAGAGUAAAUGUUCCAAAGAACAAAAAGAUUGUCUGUAUCAGGUUGUAAGAUCAAAGCAGUUAAAUGUUAAAAUUCAAGAUGAUAAAGAGUUGUGCACCAUCACUGGGGUAUGUGAGCUCCCAAGUGGACACAUAGUCAUCUCAGAUUGUAAAAACUACAAGGUGAAGCUUCUGAACAGUGAAUUUCAAGUCAUUGAUCAUUGUGAUCUUCCUGCCCCUCCCAGUUCCGUAUGUCACAUUGCAGCCGGUGAGGUAGCUGUAGCAUUAUGUUAUGGUGAUGAUGAUGAUGAUGAUGAUGAUGAUUAUGAUGAUGAUGAUGAUGAUGAUGAUGAUGAUGAUGAUGAUGAUGAUGAUGAUGGUGGUGGUGGUGGUGGUGAUGAUAACAUAAAUGAAGUACAAUUUAUCAACGUCACUGGAGGAAUACUGCAGAAAGUGAGAAAGUUCACCACAGACCAUUACUGCACCUCUAUCGCUCACCACCAGGGCAAGCUGUUUGUGGGAUCCGGUACUGCACUGUACCAGUACACCAUGGAUGGAGAACUUGUUAAGAAGAUCCAUGAAGACAAGACUGGUGACAUAACAGUCUUUCAUUGUGCUGUGAGUCCUGGUGGCGAGAGAAUAUAUGUUUCAAACAUUGAUGAAAAUAAAUUGAUUUCACUGGAUCAAGCCGGCCAAAUGUUAUCCGCAUUUGAAGAUCCUGAAUUAGAAAGUCCGACUGGAGUAUGCGACAGACUGAGUGGCCAAGUGUUUGUGUGUUGUGCUAAUAAUAACACUGUAAUACAGUUGGAUAGUGAGGGGACAAAGAAGCUGGCCAUAGUGGCAAGGGAAGUCGAUGGUAUAAACAAACCAUGGUCAGUUGGGUUUAUUGAGAGCACGUCUACCAUUAUUGUUGGUCGAUGUGAUAGUGAUAACAUUGUUGUUCUUCAGAUAGAGAAGAUAGGAGAAUCUUGAAUAAUUCAUUAUUCACUAUGAAAAACAAUCCAUGGUUCAUGGUCGAUAGGGUUUAUUGAAGAAACAAUAGCAUUGAACAAACAAUGACAACUGUGUUGGUUUUCAGUUAAGAAAGAUAUGAGGAAAAACACUAAUUGAUGGACAGUUUACUGUGUGUGCAACAAGCAUACGAUAGUAUUAUAUAUCUACUGAUAUUUAUUGGGAUCUUACUCCUUUUGGAGUAUGCCUAAAUAGCUUUGAAUUGGCAUUUAAUUAUAAUUAUAUUAUCAAAAAACAAUCCACAAUUGUAUGUGAAUGUGACAUCUUUACCGAAAUUUGAUAUUGUUACUGCCGUGCGCGCCGAUAUUUGAUUUGGAUGUCAGAAAUCAACGAUCCGUAACAGUGACAGAUUAUUAAAUUGAUAUUUACACCUUUUCAAACAGUGAAAUAACAAGUUCUAUUUCAUGGUAAUUUAUUUCCAUAAACCACAAUUCAUAACAUAAGACUGUAUAAGUCAUUUAUUACAUUGGUUGUAAUAAAGCCCAAAUAUGAAACGCAAAAACUUAAAUAUUCAAACUAAACUGGUGGAGUUAUAACCCGAUCAGUUUAUAAAUACCGAUCACCUGUUAAACCACGCGUUUGUUAACCCUCGAUCGAGUAUCAUUAAGAAAACCAUUCACAACUCCUCGGCCAUUUUUAUCGAAAACAAUCUUGGAUGGAUUUGGACGGUUCACAUACUCAAAAACAGCGUUACGUUUAAGUCCGCUGCAAGUAGAUCGCGUAGUAAUUUUAUUUAGCAGUUAAACUUAUGACUUCACUCUUGGGAAUAUUAAUUAUGUUUGCAAUAACACACUUCACUGGCGAUCAAUUUAAAGUUAGAUCAAUAAAUACAAGUCUAAAACACUACUUUUAAUUAAUGAUAUAAUUAAAAAAAAUACGAACUACAGUCUACUUCAACAGAUGUACCGGCAUACAUCCGAGGUUGUUUUCGAUAAAAAUGGCCGAGGAGUUCCGAAUGUAAGAAAACAUUGAGUGGUCUACGAUUGACUUUUGAGCUUGCAGUUAUAAAUUGAAUGAUUUAGAGACUAACUCCUGUUACUGUUAGGAAAAUUUAUUAUAGCUUUAUAUUAAGUUGUGAACAUUUAAAUGUUGUCAUUAUCAUCAUUUUCUGUGUUACAUAACCACCGUCAUUAACAUGCUGAUUCGAAUA